UCGGGUCAGCGAUGAGUCCAAAGCGGUAGCGAAGGGAGAGACCAGACCGAAGCGAAAGCGUGAGCGCGAGGGACAGCGAGGCGAAGCCGAUGGCGAGGAGAGCGGACGAGGAGUACGACUACCUGUUCAAGGUCGUGCUGAUCGGCGACUCGGGCGUGGGCAAAUCCAACAUCCUCUCCCGCUUCACCCGCAAUGAGUUCUGCCUCGAGUCCAAGUCCACCAUCGGUGUCGAAUUCGCCACCCGAACCCUCCAGGUAGAAGGUCGGAUAAUAAAAGCCCAAAUAUGGGACACAGCAGGCCAGGAGCGAUAUCGGGCAAUAACCAGUGCUUACUACCGUGGAGCCCUUGGUGCUGUCCUAGUCUAUGACGUGACCAAGCCAACAUCAUUCGAGAACAUCAGUCGGUGGCUCAAGGAGCUUCGCGACCAUGCUGAUUCCAAUAUUUCAAUCAUGCUCAUUGGUAAUAAGACUGACCUUAAGCACCUUCGUGCGGUGGCCUCAGAAGAUGCACAAAGCUAUGCUGAGAAGGAAGGGCUUUCUUUUAUCGAGACAUCGGCACUGGAGGCUACCAAUGUUGAGGAGGCCUUUCAGAUGAUUCUUGGGGAGAUUUAUCGAGUCAUCAGUAAAAAGAACAUCUCUUCUGAUGAGUCUGGACUCGCCGCAGGUGUCAAAGAGGGGAAGACCAUUGUGGUUUCUGCAUCAGAUUCUGGCACAAAGAAACAAUGCUGCUCAACAUAAUGGUGUCAAGUUCCUGUUUUCCUUAUGCUUGCACCAGAUAUAUUAUAUAUCUGUAGUAUUGAGCUUCUGGAUUAUGAUUUCUUGUUUUCCAUCAGGAUGAGGUUAUUGCUUGGAGCACUUCUUUUUCAUAUGUUGGUUUCCAUGCUACAUUAUAUAUUUUUUAAAUAUUAAUUCCUCAGAAUUUGUCUC
This is a messenger RNA of Musa acuminata AAA Group (dessert banana), 926 nucleotides long. Its product is annotated as ras-related protein RABA2a. Bases 90 to 737 code for a protein of 215 amino acids. Gene Ontology annotation, cellular component: endosome. The transcript has 2 exons. NCBI's taxonomy places the organism in Eukaryota, Viridiplantae, Streptophyta, Magnoliopsida, Zingiberales, Musaceae. Gene Ontology annotation, molecular function: GTP binding; GTPase activity. The record is from RefSeq and is a predicted model, not a curated record. Gene Ontology annotation, biological process: vesicle-mediated transport.